AUGGCAAAGCAUGUCCCAUUGGUUCGUCUUUCCAAGGCUUUCUCUACUGCAAGUUACCAACAACAUGAGUCUGUGAUUACUUAUGAGAUUGACUCUCAUAAAACCUCAAUUUCCAUGUCCCGAUUCAGUCAACUGCUAGGGUUUUCUCAAGCUCGGGAUCUGACUGAUUCAGAUUCAAUCUCUUCGUCUGCAACUCAGGAGAUGUUUUACCAGAUAGAGCGUUACACAAAGUUCAAGAAGCCAAACCUUUCUCCGAUGUGGAAUGGCCUUUUUACCCUUCUUUUCAAAAGCUUUUCAGAGCGGGUCACAGGGUCGGAUAGUAGGGCCAUCACUCACCUCAACGUUCCGGUGGUCACAGGCAUUAUCAUUGCAGCUAUUCCAAUAUUUCACACUUUGAAGUUCAUUGUGUCUGAUCCUACGAAGUUCGACUUUAUUGGUUCAGUUCCGAAGGUUGAUGAACUUAAUUCUGAAAAGGUUGUGAUUAAAAGUUGUGUUGGAGAUGUUAAUCAAUACUUGCAAAAUCUCAUUGAGACUCAUGAUUAUUUACUCACAGUCUCCGUUCGCCAACAUCGGGCUGAUAAACUUAAACUCGUCUUCUCAAUGCUCAAUCGAAUAGAGGGUGUUUUAGAGUCUGACUCUCUUCUGAAACAAGGGGGAGAAGUCAAGAAACCAGCUGAUGAUGGUUCUGGUGAACAUGAACAAAAACCGAAUCCAAACGAUCUGAAGGGUAAUGAAGCUUCGGUAUUGAAAGGUAAAGGAAAAUUGAUCGAUGGUGAUGAAGAAGAAGAAGAGGAUUAA
Messenger RNA from Lactuca saligna, 798 nucleotides. The record is from the annotation of a GenBank genome assembly. Lineage: Eukaryota; Viridiplantae; Streptophyta; Magnoliopsida; Asterales; Asteraceae.